Messenger RNA from Arachis stenosperma, 1435 nucleotides. Its product is annotated as U-box domain-containing protein 28-like. The transcript has a single exon. Lineage: Eukaryota; Viridiplantae; Streptophyta; Magnoliopsida; Fabales; Fabaceae. Gene Ontology annotation, biological process: protein ubiquitination. Bases 113 to 1354 code for a protein of 413 amino acids. The record is from RefSeq and is a predicted model, not a curated record. Gene Ontology annotation, molecular function: protein binding; ubiquitin protein ligase activity.
CCUCUUACCACUCUCUCUCUCUCUCUCUCUCUCUCUGUUUUCCGUUCACCACACUUCACAGCCUACGUUAUUUCUAUUUCUCUCGCUCAACUCAAGAGUGUGGCGGUGAACCAUGGUGAGAGACGAUUUAUACAUAACGGUUCCGAGCUUCUUCCGGUGCCCUAUAUCACUGGACGUCAUGAAGUCCCCCGUCAGCCUCUGCACCGGCGUUACCUACGACCGCUCCAGCAUCCAGCGCUGGCUCGACAACGGCAACAACACCUGCCCCGCCACCAUGCAGGUCCUACAUACCAAGGAAUUCGUUCCCAACCGCACCCUGCAGAGGCUCAUCCAGAUCUGGUCCGAAUCCCUCCGCAACUCUCCUGACUCACCCGACCCUGCCGACUCUCUCCUUUCCAAAGAUCAGGUCCUAGCCGCCUUCGCCCACUUGCAGUCCCGCCCCCUCGACCGCCUCGAAUCGCUCGCCAAAAUCCUCAGUUUCGCGCGAGAUUCUGAGGAAAACCGCAAGUAUCUUGCGAGAAUAGAAGCGUUCCUGCCUGCGCUGGUCGGUUUCCUCCUCAAUGUUGACGACGAUUUUCAGUUCCUUGAGCAGGUUGUUAUGGCGUUGAAUCUGAUUCUGGAUAAAAUCCAAGACCGCGAGGCCUUGAAAACCUUGAUGCUCAAGAACCAGAGCAGCAAUAGCAGCAGCUGCUUGGAUUCUCUGCUCCUCGUUCUGCAACGAGGAAGCACCGAUUCGAAGAUCUCGUCGGCUACGGUUUUGCAAUCACUCGCCGUGGAUACGGAAUCGAAGCUCUUGAUAGGGGAAAAGAAAGGCCUAAUUUCCCAAGUGCUCAGGCUAACCGCGCCGGACAAAGAUCCAGCGGUGAUCGAGAACGCCUUGUCGUGCCUUGUGGCAAUCUCCACGGCAAAAAGAAAUAAGUUGAUGCUGGUGCAUCUUGGAGCAGUGAAAGCGUUCUCGAAGCUUCUAACGGAAUCGAGCGUGAGCGCCUCGGUGGCGGAGAAGGUGCUGAAGCUUCUGGAAACGGUGUCGUCAACGAAGGAAGGGAGAACGGAGAUAUGCGAGGACAGCACGUGCGUGGCGGCGAUACUGAGCAAGGUUCUGAAGGUUUCGAGCGCGGCGACGGAACACGCCGUGACGACUCUGUGGAGCGUGUGCUAUCUGUUUCGUGACCAGAAGGCGCAAGAAGCGGUUACGAAGGCUAACGGCUUAACGAAGAUUCUGUUACUGAUGCAGAGCAAUUGUUCGCCUCCUGUGCGCCAAAUGUCCGCAGAUUUGCUUAAGAUUUUUAGAGUAAAUUCCAAAUCGUGUCUUUCUUGUUAUGACACCAAAACUACCCAUAUCAUGCCCUUUUGAUGGACAAGAAACAAUGAAAAAAAGAAUUGUAAAUCACAGGAAAUUUUGUUAGUGAAUAGUGAAACAUGCAAAAUUAAAAUU